UGUUUAGCUCUUUGUUCAAAGAGUUAAUUCACUGAAAAAGUCAACUUCUUUGAGAUUUUUCUCCAUGGCUUAUUAAAUAAAAUAAAAAUCCAAGUGUUGAGGGACGAAAAGGAGAAAAAAGCAUUCUUGAUUUUCACUAUUUAAGUACCUGGACUUAAGUGUCUAUUACGGUCUCCAAAGGAGUUUUCUGUGGGCUUUGAUACUUUUUGGCACAACAGGUGAGCACAGGACAAACACAUUCUAACGUUGGCGAGAUACAACCUUUUUGCUUAAGUUCUUUAACGUACCUUGGGCAUCUUUUUGCGUAUUAAUUUUGUGCUAGGAAUCCUUACAGAUUUGGUGUCUGACACCUCAAAUAUAUUUUAAAUAUUGAAGGUUUAGGGAGAUGGGGAGGGGGUGACUCCAAGUAGUAAACUGCGAGCUGUUGGCUAGCAAGCAAGAAGCAACCCAGUUGUAAUACUGAUAAUGAUUUAGAGUGUUACCUGUGUGCCAAGCUCCCUUUGAUAUUCAGUUUAACUAUGGCAUAUCUGAGACCAUGGACACUAGGCCAUGUCUACACUACUUCGUAUGUCGGCAAAACACGUCGCUCAGAGGUGUGAAAAAAACACCCCGAGGGACAUAAGUUUUGCGGGCAUAAGCGCUCAUGUGCACAGCACUAUGUCGGCAGGAGACGCUUUCCCUUCAACAUAGCUACUGCUGCUCGUUUAGGUGGUGGUUUUAUUAUGUCGAUGGGGGAAGCUCUCUCCAAUUGGUAUAGAGCAGCUACACAAGCAAUCUUACAGUGGCACAGCUCUAUCGGUACAGCUGUGCCACUAUAAGCUUGCUAGUGUAGACAUGGCCUUCCCUCUUAUGAUGCAAAAACCUAGACUAUCACACCAUAAAUGCCUUCUUUAACCGAUGUCAGAUUUUUUGGGGGGGGGAACUAUAGGUUCAGUUUGUAAUCUUUCUUUGGACGAGUGCUUUCAGUUAUGAUCGGAUAUGUCAAAAAGGAUAGUUGGCGUAAUAACUUUGAAUGUCUUUUUAAUUCUCACAUUGGCUUUGGACAGAGCAAUAAAAGAAAUAGACUAAUUAAAACCUAUUUGUUAGGUUUUCAGCUUUUGGAAGACGCUAUCCUUUUAAGUUAACAUGUGUCAUUCUUAUAAAAAACAAGCCUAGAUAUAUUAAAAUGGAAAAAGUAAUGUUUUUAUAUGGGGGGGUUUAAUUUGGCCCUGAAACAAGUAUUCAUCCAUUGGGAAUCUUUCAGACUAGCUUUUUUUUUUUAAACUUCAGGCUUGUCUAAUGAAGUUAAAUUCCUUUUACCCAUCUUUGGUUUAGAAGUGAAGUCUGUACAGUUCAUAAUUGAUAUUUAUUGCCUAUAUCAAAAUAAAUUGCUUUGUCUCAUUUCUAUUGGAAUGCACGAAUCUGGAAUUCUGUACACACAUAAUGCACUUAAUGCAUGACUAUAUGCAUAUGAGAAUAUUCAGGUAUGUGGUUUGAGUCUUACAUGACAUUUUGAAGUAAAUGCAUGGAAUUGUAAGCCAGUGUAAACAUUAACUCUUUAAAUUUGGAGACUGUCUCUUAUAUCUUGGGAAAGGAGUCAAAAUUAUGUUUCUGUGAUUUGCCAGUCCUAUCUUAGCUGUUUCUAUAGGGUCUGGUAGUCUCUGUCCUAUAAUAUGCUUCAAUAUUACUAUUGGUCUGUUUGUUUAAAAAAACUCUCCUGUAAUCUUCUUAAUCAGAAAGGUACAGAUAGUGAAAAAUGCCUUUUUUUAGGCAAGGGUCAAUCUAUAACACACUAAGAUAUUGUUUAACUUUACAAUUGUAUUAAUGGAAACUUAAAACCCCAAACCUUAACCACACUUCUGUUGUUGAACAGUGUUCAUGUUGCUAAGCAUACAACACAGUUUGGGUCCUGAGCUGGCAGGACCAGAAAGAUCAGUGGAAAAAUUAUUUACAGAGAAAAUAGGAUCUUGCCCUUAAGGUUCACUAAAUGUUUUUCUCCUAGAUCUUACUACCAUUUGUUUUCUUUUUUCACUGGAGAAAGCAGAGUGCAUACUGUCCACUUCUGGCUCCGGUAUGUCACUAGACAUACAGCACAGGUGAAAAAUUUAUUGGACACUUGCUAGCUAGAGGCUCAUGUGCGUUGGGGGAAUUCCAGGGCUAAUACUGUAGUGAAAAGCCCACUGUCCAGCAUCACUGCUGAGAUGGCUGAUGACACUGGGAUUUCUAUCCCUAGAGUCUGAUUCAUAGACUCCAAAGCCAGAAGGAACUAGGGAUGUAAAAUAUUAACUGGUAAGCAUUAGUUUUAGCAUUAACCCACCCUAACUGUUAAUCCCCAGCCCAUGGCUGGAGCAGCUGCAUCAGCCGGCUGACCCCGGCCCCAGCUAGAGCGCCCCACCUGCGCUGGCUGACCGGAGCAACCCCGGACGGAAUGGCCCCGGGCCGGCCAGAGUGGCGCCAGCCCCUCUCCCUUUAAUCGGUUAAACAAUAUAAUUUUAAUCUGUUAACCGGUUAAAUUUUUAAACGAUAUCUACAUCCCUAGAAGGGACCAUUGUGAUCAUCUAAUCUCACCUCCUGUAUAGUACAGGCCAUAAAACUUUCUCAGAAUAAUUCCUAGAGCAUAUCUUUUCGAAAAACAAGAUUGGGGCCUCCAUUUUCAGUAUCAAUUUCUGGAUAGUUGAUGUGCGCCAGAUGUGAAGAUGACCCAGCCUCCAGCUGCUGCAAGAGUGGAGCAUUCUUUUCCACCAAGUGUUUGAUGCUCUACCUUUCCUUCAGCCUCCUUUUUUGGUGGUGUCAUGUUCUCCUUCAAACAAUUCUGGUAUCUGCCUCUUCUGCUUGGGAAAACUGUAGCAGUAGCAAAAGGAAUAAGGAUCAUGGAUUUUCCAGGACAUUUUGAGCAAAUCUUUCAACAGCUAAACUACCAGCGACUUCAUGGUCAACUUUGUGACUGUGUCAUUGUGGUGGGGAACAGGCAUUUCAAAGCCCAUCGCUCUGUUUUGGCAGCAUGCAGCACACAUUUUCGAGCUCUCUUUACUGUAGCAGAGGGAGACCAGACCAUGAACAUGAUCCAGCUGGACAGUGAGGUAGUGACAGCUGAGGCCUUUGCUGCUCUGAUUGACAUGAUGUACACCUCCACACUCAUGCUUGGAGAGAGCAAUGUUAUGGAUGUCUUGCUGGCAGCUUCUCACUUACAUUUGAACUCUGUUGUUAAAGCAUGUAAACACUACCUUACUACAAGGACACUGCCAAUGUCGCCACCUAGCGAUAGAGUUCAAGAACAAAAUGCACGCAUGCAAAGAUCUUUCAUGCUUCAGCAGCUUGGACUGAGUAUAGUGAGCUCUGCAUUAAAUUCCACCCAGAAUGCAGAGGAACAACAAAAUACUAUGAACUCAUCAAUGAGAAGUAACAUAGAACAGCGCACUACUUUUCCUAUUCGGCGUCUCCACAAACGUAAACAGUCUUCUGAAGACCGGGCCAGACAGCGAAUCAGGCCUACCAUAGAUGAGUCCAUCAUUUCAGAUGUUGCCCCAGAGAGUGGGCAGUCAGUAGUUCAUUCACGGGAAGAAUUUUUUUCACCAGAUUCGCUGAAGAUUGUGGACAAUUCUAAAGCUGAUGUUGUGACCAAUAAUCAGGAGGAUAACACCAUUAUGUUUGAUCAGUCUUUUGGUGCCCAAGAAGAUGCCCAAGUGCCCAGUCAGUCUGACAACAGUGGAGGAAAUAUUUCACAAAUGUCCAUGGCAUCUCAAGCAACACAAGUGGAAACUAGCUUUGACCAAGAAGCUACUUCUGAGAAAAACAACUUUCAGUGUGAAAAUCCAGAGAUCAGUCUAAAUGAAAAAGAACACAUGAGGGUGGUGGUUAAAUCUGAGCCCUUGAGUUCCCCAGAGCCUCAAGAUGAAGUGAGUGAUGUUACUUCCCAAGCAGAAGGCAGUGAGUCUGUUGAAGUGGAAGGAGGAGUAGUGAGUGCAGAAAAGAUAGAACUGAGUCCUGAAAGUAGUGAUCGUAGCUUUUCUGACCCACAGUCUAGUACUGAUCGGGUUGGUGACAUCCAUAUUUUGGAGGUGUCAAAUAACCUGGAACAUAAGUCUACUUUCAGUAUCUCAAAUUUUCUGAAUAAGAGCCGAGGUGGCAAUUUUGGUGCUAAUCAAAACGAUGACAAUAUUCCAAAUACAACCAGUGACUGCAGAAUGGAUGGAGAUGCCGCUUAUUUAAUGAGUCCAGAGUCUGGGCCUACUAAUGGCCAUUCCUCUGCUACUGUGUCUCAUGUGGAAAAUCCAUUCAAUGAAUCUGCAGACUCUCACUUUGUUAGACCUAUGCAGGAUGUAAUGGGUCUUCCAUGUGUACAGACUUCUGGAUACCGGGCAGCAGAACAGUUUGGGAUGGACUUUCCAAGGUCUGGCUUGGGACUACACUCUUUAUCAAGGGCAAUGAUGGGCUCUCCAAGAGGUGGAGCUAGUAACUUUCCCGGCUACCGUCGCAUAGCCCCCAAAAUGCCUGUUGUGACCUCUGUUAGGAGUUCCCAAAUGCAAGAUAGUACAUCUAAUUCCCAGUUGAUGAUGAAUGGGACCAGUUCCUCUUUCGAAAAUGGGCAUCCUUCCCAGCCUGGUCCACCACAGUUGACCAGGGCAUCUGCUGAUGUUCUUUCAAAAUGUAAGAAGGCCUUAUCUGAGCACAAUGUCUUGGUUGUAGAAGGUGCUCGCAAAUAUGCCUGUAAAAUCUGCUGCAAGACUUUCCUGACCUUAACAGACUGUAAGAAGCACAUCCGUGUGCACACAGGAGAAAAGCCUUAUGCCUGUUUAAAGUGCGGCAAACGGUUCAGCCAGUCCAGCCAUUUGUAUAAACAUUCCAAAACCACUUGCCUGCGGUGGCAGAGCAGCAACCUACCCAGCACUUUGCUUUAAUCCUUCCCCCCAAGCCCAUACAAAUAAUGCCAAUACAAAUUGUAGGAACGUGAACUGAACGAUGUCUGGAGUAUUAACACUAUUUUGUUCAAGACUGCAGGUUAAGAAGCUGCCCUUGUAGUAAACACUUAAGUGUGAUUGUGCCCCCCCCCCCCCCCAAAAAAAAAAAAAAAAAAAAGUCUUGGUCCUGUAAAAUGGGGAUAAUACCAUACCUACCUCACAGGGGUGUUGUGAGGCUUAAACAACUGUUUGGACGCGUUUUGAGAUGCUCUGAAGGAGGCACUAUAGACGUAUUAAGUAUUAUUAUUAUUAUGUAAAUGCAGGUCUUGGGCUCAUGGGGAUGCAAUCCCUAAAACCAAGUAGGGGUUGCUGUGGGGGGAGGUGGGAGGGAAGAAAUAGGUAGGAGAGAAUGGGUGAAAAUGUAGCCAGCUCCUAAUUAUGUUAAAGUAGCACGUUUCAAGGAUGAGAAACUGAAGUGCAAAUUUUUUUUAGGAAUUUUGUAAAAUUGUGAAAGUGUUUAAAUAAAUAACUUGUAAAAUAAGUUGAUACAUUAUGUGUAUGAACAAAAAUGCAAAGAGCUCUUUACUGUUACUAAUGCAGAUUGCAUAUCCUUAAAGAAAAACAAUCUUGGAUACACCUGUCUACCACAAAAUGCUUUAAAAUGUUAAUUAGGAAAAUAGUUGUAGGGGUUCUGAAUGUAUUUUUGGCUGUUUUCCUGUAAUGGACACUGUAAUGAAGGUGCUUACCUUGAGUCCAAGACAAGUAACGUUUGGACUGUUAGAUGUGUAUAUAGUUUGAAUACAGCAAGAUCUCCUAGGUGUUUCACCAUUUUUUUCUGUAAAAACUUGUAAUGAGUGAUAAGUGACGUACUGUUUCUGUAUGUGCUAUUCUUAGCAGUAUUUUAACCAACUUGUAUUUCAUAUGUUAAAACUCCAUAUACAUAGAUGUCUGAAAAGAGCUUGUUAUUGUCUACUUUAUUUUAAAUGGGAGAUAUGAUCUGUGGUGGCUUCUUUUAUUGUAUAAGAUAGUCUCUUACCCUUUCCAGAUGCUGACAGUCAAUCUGAUCCAACUUAUUGUGUAAGCAGACUAUCCUUUUCUGAUGCUCUUAUCUUCAGGCUUUUUAAUUUCCUUCUCCAUAUACUUAUUGUCCUCCCAACCAUGGAUUACUUUGAUCUGAGGAACAGUCAGGAAUAAGAGCCUGUCUUGCCAUAUUCAUAUGCCUCUCUGGAUAAAAUGUAGCAGUUGACUCUAAUUCUUCAAUUUAGAGAAGUAUCAUAAAUGUACUUUCCCACAAGUAAAAAUCCAACACAAAUUUAAUUUAAAAAAUAGCACUGUACACCUUGUAAAACAAGUUCAGUAAUCUGUUUCCCGUGAAUCUCACAGAUCUUAUUUUAAUUUCCUCUUCUUUGAUACCAUUGUAACUAAAAAAAGGAAAGGAGUACUUGUGGCACCUUAGAGACUAACAAUGGGUUUGGUUUUUUUUUUUAAGAUGCACAUCAACUAACUCCUGGAGUUCAACAAACUGGGUUUCUAUUAACAUUUUGGAGCACUUCUGCGGACCAGCGUUACUCCGUUUAUGCAGAAUUUGGGUUAGUGCUUCAGCACAUCUGUCAUAUCCAGAAGAGACAGAUCAUGAGCAUCUAAUAUAGCUAAUUCUCAGAAGCAGCAGUUGGGGCUUUUUUUAAUAUAAAAAAAGCAUUUGCAAACUUUCCAACCUCCUCCUCUUCAAUCUGUUAUGUAGCAAACUCAUUCUGUGUCUGACUUUGAUUAAACCUAUGCUAUUUUUUUAAUAGGGAUGUUGGCCUCCUGAAAAAUCUUGGAUUUAUUUGAAUGAAAGCUGAAAAUUUAAAUCCUUAUUCCUCAGUUCUGUAGCUAGUUUAGUCUUGAGUGACUGAGACAGUUGAAACACUGGAACUAAACAAUCAUGGUCAGUACCACAGAAACACGGGACUCUGUAUGAAACAAUAUCUGGCUGAGAGAGAAAUAAAAUGUACUCUUCUCUCCCGCUUUGUGGUGAGAAAACUGCCUAAGGGGUGUUAACAUUUGAUUUGCAAUUUAAGCUUCUAAGGUAAGCAGGAACUUGAAACUAUUAUGAAUGACAUGAUUCAAUUUUUUUAAAACCUCACAGUCCCAUGACUGUUUUUUAAUGGUUACACUUCUGGCUUUUGUUUUUUUCAGGCACCAAGGAAAUGUGCCAAGUUCAUGAAUAACAUUAGAAAAUGCUGCAUUUUAUGUGGUAAUCAUGUUGAUGUCAAGGGAUCAGUAUUGUACUACGUCAGUCUCACUGCAUCUCCAUUAAAACUAGAUCAUCACUACAGUGCGGUGUUUUCUAAUUUAAUCUUAUGUUGAUGUUGCCUUAUUGCUAAUCUCUUGCCUUUUUCCAGUUUUGUUCCAAAACCUAUUUUUUUUCUAUUUUCCAGCUGUUUUCUUUAUCUAGCACCUGUGUCUAAAACUCUCCCCACUCACAGGAAGAAAGCAGAGAUGGGGGUGGGGCAAUUAAUGCACUUAAAAUUAAGAAUGAAUAUGAACAUGUAAAUGAAACCUAUAUUUAACUGUACUUCUGGAUCAGUUUUUAUAAUAAAACGUUUGUGGUUAUGUGAAAGGCCAUAGUGGUAGGGAGGGCUGCUCUCUUCAGAAACAACAAAGAAAAAAAUUAAAAUAAACCUUGAAUCUUUUAGAUGUAACGAACUUAAUUUUCAGCAUAUCAAAUUAUAGUGUUUCUAGGAGGACAUAUUACAGCUUCAGUAACCCAUGUCUGACUGCUGUUGCUUUCUUGGUCUUCCUAUGUGAAGCAAUAUCUCAGAAUAAGCACUCACUACUGAACUGACCCAUCUUGUAAAAUGAGCAAUAUCUAAUCUCCAAACCUGACAAUUACAAAAAUAACCUCACCCUGCUUGUGUUCAGACUUAAUAGCCAAGCACUAUAGUGCCAUCUCACAUGAAGCUAUCAGUAUGUUUAUAAUGUUAUGAGAUACAUCUGAAAAUAAACACUACAUUUUUGUG
This is a messenger RNA of Chelonia mydas (Green sea turtle), 7879 nucleotides long. RefSeq names its product zinc finger and BTB domain containing 5 (gene ZBTB5). Gene Ontology annotation, molecular function: DNA-binding transcription factor activity, RNA polymerase II-specific; RNA polymerase II cis-regulatory region sequence-specific DNA binding; protein binding. The record is from RefSeq and is a predicted model, not a curated record. Lineage: Eukaryota; Metazoa; Chordata; Testudines; Cheloniidae. Gene Ontology annotation, cellular component: nucleus. Gene Ontology annotation, biological process: regulation of transcription by RNA polymerase II. The transcript is spliced from 2 exons. The coding region runs from base 2772 to 4877 and encodes 701 amino acids.